CUAAUACAUAAUAUCCGACUCCCUUCGACACCACCAACGUCACAGCCGAUAAGUGAAGGGCAAAAACCACUUAUCUGACCGACCCCCGACUUCAUAGCCGACCAGACGAUCCCGAUUUUCAAUAUAUACUGUGUUGCUCCAAAGUAAUAUACACGGCGACGGCUGUCUCUUGCCACCACCACCACCACCACAACCAUGGAUCACCUCCACGGCGGUUUUCAGAUGCCCAUGGCACCUCCACCGCUGUUGAACCAGCCGCCUCAGAUCUUCGGGGGCUACACGGAGCAUGGCAUACCCAUCCAACAACUUCCACAUGACCUAGCUGUCGCACAAAUGUUUGGUGAGCAUGGGCUGCUUGAUGAUACAAGCGAGGCAAAGAGGAGGAGGAUAGCAAGGGCUUGCGAUAUGUGCAGAAAGAAGAAGAUCAAGUGUGAUGGAAAGCUGCCAGCUUGCACGCACUGCAGAAACUACAAGACCGAUUGUGUCUUCACCCAAGUGGAAAAGAAGAGAAGUCCGCCCAAGGGUGCCAAGUACAUUGAAGGUCUCGAGAAUCGGUUAGGCCGCAUGGAACAUUUGUUGAGACUAUCAGGUUUGCUCGGAGACGAUGAUAACGGAGCCACCGACCUCGGAACGCUUGAAAGAAAGCUCGCGGAGAAGACAGCACAGUCGAGACAAACUUCACAGGCUGCCGCUUCCAACCCUACCUCACCAUCUCAGGCAGCAUCGGGACAAGAUGGAAAUAACUCGACGCCGCGCAGCUCGCUGGCCUCGCCUUUGCCUGAAGCGCCCAGAGAUAAAGAGGGAGAGAAGCGGGCCUCGAUAGCUCCCGAGAAAGUCGAGAAGGAGGAAACAGAGCAGGAGGUUUCAGCCCUGUCUGAGAUGAUGUGCUCCCUCGUCACAAACAACAAUGGCGAAACUCGUUACAUUGGGUCAUCUUCCGGCUUCUCAAUUUUUUCUCCCAAGGGCAUCCAGUGGGUCAAUGAGAAGAUGGGUGACAACUCAUUCCAGCAGAUGAUCUCUGAUGUUUCGGUUGACGACCACAAAUGGACAAGAUGGAAACCCGACAUUUUUGGCGAUCUGUUCCGCCGCGUAAUUUUCAAAGAGCUACCUCCCAAGCCGGAAGCUAUGUCGCUUCUCAAAGACUAUUUUGAGAACUUCAACUGCAUGUUUCCGCUGUUCCAUCAGCCAACAUUUAUGCAUCUGGUCGAAAGACAGUAUUCCUCUGACCCGUAUCAGGGAUCCGGAUGGUGGGCAAGCUUGAACGUGGCGCUGGCUAUCGCUUACCGUCUGCGGGUGAUGAGCAAUUUGGUUCCACAGGAAGAGGAUGAUAAGGCUUGGGGUUAUAUGAAGAAUGCCAUGGCAGUCUUCUCGGAGCUGACGAUGCGCAAUACUGAUCUACUUAGUGUCCAGGCUCUCCUGGGUAUGUCUCUCUUUAUGCAGGGCACUCCUAACCCACAGCCGUCGUUCCUUCUCAUUGCCACAGCAAUUCGCCUUUCACAUACUAUCGGCCUCCAUAAGCGCGGAACCGGCUUCAACCUGAACCCAAUCGAGAUCGAACAGCGGAAACGGGUGUUCUGGAUCGCUUAUAUGUUGGAUAAGGACCUUUGCUUACGAUCUGGACGGCCGCCCGCGCAAGACGAUGAUGACAUGAACGUUGACCUUCCUGACGAAGAUCCCGCCGACGGCAUCGGUAACAUUCCCCUUGCUGAUGGGAAAGGAAAGAUGAAUCUUUUCAGAAAGAUGGUUGAGAUCUCCAUCGUUGAGAGCAAGGUGUAUAAAAGACUAUACGCAACGAAGGCCACGAAGCAGUCGGAUGGUGAAUUGUUGAACACCAUUGGAGAGUUGGAUCAGGAACUCGAAGACUGGAAAGACAGCAUUCCCAUCGACUUCCGACCCGAGCAUGAAAUCAAGGCAUCCCAUACACCACUGAUCCUUCACGUCGUCAUGCUGCAUUUUACCUACUACAACUGCUUGACAACGAUUCAUCGUAUGUCUAUUCACCACGGCUACUGGACUAGUCGCCUGUCGAACUUUGCCAUUCAAGGCCUCAAUGCCAGGCCUCUGAACCCCAGAAUCUUCUCUUCAGCAGCACUGUGUACAUCAGCCGCAAGAGCCUCAAUUUCCCUGCUCAAGUAUAUCCCUCAAGGCGAUUUUUCAUGCGUCUGGAUGGUGCUGUAUUUCCCUGUCUCCGCCUUGGUGACGCUAUUCGGAAACAUCCUCCAAAAUCCCUUGGACCCUAGGGCGCGAUCGGACGCAAAACUGAUGAGUGUGGUUGUAACCUUCCUGUCCAUGCUUGGUCAUGAGGCCGAAACCGGCGGUGUGCACCGCAUGCUCGGUAUUUGCGCUGAAUUCGAGCGCAUCGCAAAGGUUGUCAUUGACAAGGCCGAGAAAGAGAAUUCGUCACGACGCAAGCGUAAGAUGCAGGAGCAAGCAUCUAGUAGAAAGGCAGCAUCGAGCACUACAGCAUCCGCGGACCACGCCUCUUCAUUCAAUCCGAACGCAACCAUGACGCCGCGGCCUCCGACAGCAGGCAGUGCAGCCACACCACAGCCGAACUCGGGAUCAGUGAAAGAUCAUCUUUCGCCAGGUGUGCAAAGCACCCGCACCCCACAGAGCGGCCACAGUCCAUUCAGCCAGAGUCCAUCACCGGGGAUGACGCCCAACGGAUGGACUGACGCCCCAACUGGCAUGGAAGGCAUUGACUACGGCAAUUGGGCUGAUCUUACUGGAUUCGGUGCCAUUGCGAAUAUGAAUCCUGCCGAUUUUGUGAUGGAUGGGCUGGCGGACCCGUCUGCGGGCGACCCAAGAUCCAUUUACCAACAGCCGAUGUUGCCGCAAGAUUUGUUCAGCUUACCAGUAACACUGGACUGGAAUUGGGCAGAGAUGAGCGGUGGUGAAUAUCCUAGUGUCGAAAAUGGCAACUUUGGCAGCGAUGUAUCACAUCAGCGGUGAUGGUGAAAGGGUCAUCUCGAGCAAAGCGAUGGGAACCACUAGUGAGAUCAGGUGGAGAGUCUAAUGAAGAAGGGUCAUUGAAGCCAGACAAAAGCAGGCUGGAAUUCACGAGGACAGGCAAGACUGGAUAAAAGAUGCGACCACAUUUUAUGCAUUGUAU
Molecule: messenger RNA, 3112 nt
Organism: Neurospora hispaniola
Lineage: Eukaryota; Fungi; Ascomycota; Sordariomycetes; Sordariales; Sordariaceae
Product: fungal-specific transcription factor domain-containing protein
Exons: 6
Coding region: 196-2952 (918 amino acids)
Biological process (GO): DNA-templated transcription; regulation of DNA-templated transcription
Molecular function (GO): zinc ion binding; DNA binding; DNA-binding transcription factor activity, RNA polymerase II-specific
Source: RefSeq, a predicted model, not a curated record